GUUGCGUACGAUUCAGUAAGUGACCGACUAGCUUACCGAUAACAUCGAGCCUCUUCCGAAGCCUUUGCCACCGAGAGAACCGAAACAUGUCCACCGCCGCGGUCAAGUGUUCGAUUCCAGAGUACCUGAAUGAGGACCUCAUUAGGAACACCCUCAUCAAGGAGUUUCAUAGUAACGAUAUCGUGGUGGAAGAAUUCGACGUUUCUCCGGCCACAUCGGCUGGCGAUAACUAUAUGAGCGAUGUCUUUCGAAUACCCGUUAAAUUUCGGCUUUCGCCAACGGAGAAGAAGAUUGAGCACAUUUCCUUCGUGGUCAAGUGUCUUCCAGAUACUGGUAACCGGGGCUCGGUCAUCGACGAGUUGAAUGCCUUUCACAAGGAGGCUCAGAUGUUCACCGAAGUAUUACCCAAAUUGUCGAAAAUCGCUGGUGAUGAGUUUUUCGCGGCCAAAUGUUUCGACGCAACGGCCGCACCCAAUCGCAUGUUGAUCUUUCACGACCUCAAAUCUCUGGGCUACACAAUGGCCAAUCGGCAAGCGGGGCUCGACUUUGACCAUUGCGCGGCCAUUAUGACGAAAAUAGGGAAACUCCACGCUGCCUCAAUGGCGUUUUCGCGGGAAAACAAGGAUCUGAUGAACAAAUAUUUCAACUUUAACAUGUUCAACCCGAAUGAAGAUUUGCGAACCGAAUGUAUCAAUGUCGUGUUCGAGAAAGGCCUGGGAACUCUUAUUUCUAUCAUCGAGGAAAAUUGGCACGAUUUUGAUCCUGUUAUAUUGGCCAAAAUGAAAGAGCUUCAACCCGUUUACGUUAAAAAGCUAGAGGCAUGCUUAACCCAGAAGUUCGAAGAUGGCUUUAAGGUGCUGAAUCAUGGAGAUCUGUGGUGCAACAAUAUGCUGUUCAAGUACGAGCCAAAGUCGCAAAAAUUGGAAGACGUUGUCUUUGUCGACUACCAACUAAGUUACUAUUCAAGUCCGGGAGUUGAUAUUAACUAUGCUCUGUCCAACUGCCCCAACUUGGAAACACGUGACCGCGUGAAUGAUCUGAUUGAUAUCUACUACAAGUCGUUAAGCGAAACGCUGAAGUCGAUCAACUAUCCAUGGAUUCCAACUAUGGCCGACGUUCAACAUGAAAUUCGACGAAUGGAGUUCUUUUCCUUGGUGUCGGUGGUGUCCAUUUUACCGAUUACGAUGAUGGAAAAGACGGACACAAUGGAAGUCAACUUCGAAAAUAUGAUCGAUGAGAAGCAAGCGGAACAAGCAAGGAAGAUACAGUACAAUGGAAAACAAUAUCAGGCAAUUGUAAAGCCAUUGCUGAAACAUUUUCACGAAAAGCAUCUGCUGGAUGUCUAAUGCAGAGGAAAGUUCUGUGAAUUUUCAUUUAAUGGCAAAAUUUAAGGUUAAACAACUUGGAAUCCAACUCAAAUGUUUUAUCAUAACAUUAAAGCACAAAUCUGACAAAGGAAGAAGCAUACAACAGUGCAAUUUUAUCUUAGUCUUAAGUAUGCCAUAACAGAAAGCUGAGAAUCAUUUGAGUGUGUUAGAAUACUGUUUCAACAGAUGUGUGCAUUCAAUAGUACGAAAGGCGCUUACGGCUAUCUUUGAAUUCCAAGAUGUUUCAUCUUUAAACGUUAGGUUUCGAAAUAAAAAAGAUCUGAUUCAACCA
Molecule: messenger RNA, 1659 nt
Organism: Aedes aegypti (yellow fever mosquito)
Lineage: Eukaryota; Metazoa; Arthropoda; Insecta; Diptera; Culicidae
Exons: 3
Coding region: 87-1346 (419 amino acids)
Source: RefSeq, a predicted model, not a curated record